GGGCCGGGGGCGGGGGCGCCGGGCGGCCCAUUUCCUCCUCGGAGCCGGCCUGGAGGGAGACAAAGCGGCGGCCGUUGACUUCGGCUCUUGGCACUCCUGCGCUCGCCCCGCUCGCCGCAGAAAUGACUGCUGUCCACGCAGGCAACAUAAAUUUUAAAUGGGAUCCUAAAAGCCUAGAGAUUAGGACUCUGGCAGUUGAAAGAUUAUUGGAACCUCUUGUUACACAGGUUACAACUCUGGUAAACACUAAUAGUAAGGGGCCCUCUAAUAAGAAGAGAGGACGUUCUAAGAAGGCCCAUGUUUUGGCUGCAUCUGUUGAACAAGCAACCGAGAAUUUCUUGGAGAAGGGUGAUAAAAUUGCAAAGGAGAGUCAGUUUCUCAAGGAUGAACUUGUUGCUGCUGUGGAAGAUGUCCGAAAACAAGGUGAUUUGAUGAAGAGCGCUGCAGGAGAGUUUGCAGAUGAUCCCUGUUCUUCUGUGAAACGUGGCAACAUGGUUCGGGCAGCUAGAGCUUUGCUCUCUGCUGUUACCCGGUUGCUUAUUUUGGCUGACAUGGCAGAUGUCUACAAAUUACUUGUUCAGCUGAAAGUUGUGGAAGAAGGUAUUUUGAAACUGAGGAAUGCUGGCACUGAACAAGAUUUAGGAAUACAGUAUAAAGCCCUGAAACCUGAAGUGGAUAAACUGAAUAUCAUGGCAGCCAAAAGACAGCAGGAACUAAAAGAUGUGGGCCAUCGUGAUCAGAUGGCUGCAGCCAGAGGAAUCUUGCAGAAAAAUGUCCCGAUUCUCUAUACUGCAUCCCAGGCGUGCCUCCAGCAUCCUGAUGUUGCAGCCUACAAAGCCAACAGGGAUCUGAUCUAUAAGCAGCUGCAGCAGGCAGUCACCGGCAUCUCCAAUGCUGCACAGGCCACUGCGUCAGAUGAUGCCUCCCAGCACCAUGGUGGAGGAGGAGGAGAACUGGCGUAUGCACUCAACAACUUCGAUAAACAAAUCAUUGUGGAUCCCUUGAGCUUCAGCGAAGAGCGGUUUAGGCCUUCCCUAGAGGAGCGCCUGGAAAGCAUUAUUAGUGGGGCAGCGCUGAUGGCUGACUCCUCCUGCACUCGGGAUGAUCGGCGGGAGAGAAUCGUAGCUGAGUGUAAUGCUGUCCGUCAGGCCCUGCAGGACUUGCUCUCAGAGUACAUGGGCAAUGCUGGUCGUAAAGAAAGAAGUGAUGCACUGAAUUCUGCAAUUGACAAAAUGACCAAGAAGACCAGAGAUUUGCGUAGACAGCUUCGCAAAGCUGUCAUGGACCACGUUUCAGAUUCAUUCCUGGAAACCAACGUUCCGCUUUUAGUGUUGAUUGAAGCUGCGAAGAAUGGAAAUGAGAAAGAAGUUAAAGAGUAUGCCCAAGUUUUCCGUGAACAUGCCAACAAAUUGAUUGAGGUUGCCAACUUGGCCUGCUCCAUCUCAAAUAAUGAGGAAGGUGUGAAGCUUGUGCGAAUGUCUGCAAGCCAGCUUGAAGCCCUGUGCCCUCAGGUUAUCAACGCUGCCCUGGCUUUAGCAGCAAAACCACAGAGUAAGCUGGCCCAGGAGAACAUGGAUCUUUUUAAAGAACAGUGGGAAAAACAAGUUCGCGUUUUAACAGAUGCUGUUGAUGACAUUACUUCCAUCGAUGACUUCUUGGCCGUCUCAGAGAAUCACAUUUUGGAAGAUGUGAACAAAUGCGUCAUUGCUCUCCAAGAGAAAGAUGUUGAUGGGCUUGAUCGCACAGCUGGUGCAAUUCGAGGCCGGGCAGCCCGGGUCAUUCACGUGGUCACCUCAGAGAUGGACAACUAUGAGCCAGGGGUCUACACAGAAAAAGUGCUGGAAGCUACCAAGCUGCUCUCAAACACCGUCAUGCCACGGUUUACUGAGCAAGUCGAAGCAGCUGUGGAGGCCCUCAGCUCGGACCCUGCCCAGCCCAUGGAUGAGAACGAGUUUAUUGAUGCCUCCCGCCUGGUGUACGACGGCAUCCGAGACAUCAGAAAAGCCGUGCUGAUGAUAAGGACCCCUGAGGAGCUAGAUGACUCUGACUUUGAAACAGAAGACUUCGAUGUCAGGAGCAGGACAAGCGUCCAGACAGAAGAUGAUCAGCUGAUAGCUGGCCAAAGUGCCCGGGCGAUCAUGGCUCAGCUUCCCCAGGAGCAAAAGGCAAAGAUUGCAGAACAGGUGGCCAGCUUCCAGGAAGAAAAGAGCAAGCUGGAUGCCGAAGUUUCCAAGUGGGAUGACAGUGGCAAUGACAUCAUCGUGCUGGCCAAGCAGAUGUGCAUGAUCAUGAUGGAGAUGACGGACUUCACUCGAGGUAAAGGCCCUCUCAAAAACACAUCAGAUGUGAUUAGUGCUGCCAAAAAAAUUGCUGAAGCAGGAUCCCGGAUGGAUAAGCUCGGCCGAACCAUCGCAGACCAUUGUCCUGACUCGGCCUGCAAACAGGAUCUGCUGGCCUACCUGCAGCGCAUUGCCCUCUACUGCCACCAGCUCAACAUCUGCAGCAAGGUCAAGGCUGAAGUGCAGAACCUGGGUGGGGAACUCGUGGUCUCUGGGGUCGACAGCGCCAUGUCCCUGAUCCAGGCUGCCAAGAACCUGAUGAAUGCUGUGGUGCAGACUGUGAAGGCAUCUUACGUGGCCUCCACCAAGUACCAAAAGUCUCAGGGGAUGGCUUCUCUGAACCUCCCUGCAGUGUCAUGGAAGAUGAAGGCGCCUGAGAAAAAGCCCUUGGUAAAGAGAGAGAAACAGGAUGAGACACAGACCAAAAUUAAACGAGCAUCGCAGAAGAAGCACGUGAACCCUGUGCAGGCGCUUAGCGAGUUCAAAGCUAUGGACAGUAUCUGAGGCCGCCACGCCAGUUGUCCCCACCCCUUAAUGUUCCUUAAGAUCUAUCACUAUUCUUCAUUCAAACGUAUUUGCUAAACAGAACACUAAUGUUAAGAUUCAGUAGGGAAACAAAUGGGCAGAUUUUAAACCUGGUCAGGUGGUAAAUUUUGCAAGAACUGUGUUUUUGUUCACGUUGGCAAAAAAUACUUAUGGAAUUCAGGAGCAAAUUUCUAGUUAUAUUUUUAUAUGCUUAAAAACUCUGUAACCAAAGAAAACCCCAACUUCACUUGUUGGUAACACCCCUGACCAAGCUGUGCUGUCUUAGCAUUAGGGUUUGAGAGGUAGGGAUCUGGCCAGCCCUGGAGAAGGAAUGUUUCAGGAAGGUCUUCCCCUCAGAGAGAAACCCCAUGAAGCUCAGUCAGGGGAAAAGGUAUCAUGAAUAAAAAUGAUUACUCUAUGACAUAAAAUAAGAAUUUUAAUGCAUGGUUACAAUUACUAAUGCACUCUGCUGCAGGACAUUAAUAAAGUUGCUUUUUUCAGGCUAGAAUGUUGUGGUGCCAUAAUCAGAACACACUUUUUCCCUUUCUUUAGUUUCAAUGCAAAUUCAUCAUUGGACUCACUCUAAUAAUUGGAAUGUUUCCUGCCUUGGGCUUGCCAUAGAAGCCUGACAAAAUAGUGUUUGCUUAGGCAAUAAUUUAGCCUUUACCUUAUUUGUGAUUACUAUAGCGAUUACUAUAGCUGCAAGGUAUAAUUUUACUGUCUUAUUUAAAUUUUAUGAAAUUGAUGUUUUUUACACUAACUUUUUCCCAAUAAAGUCCACUAUGAAACCAAAAA
Molecule: messenger RNA, 3659 nt
Organism: Sorex fumeus (smoky shrew)
Lineage: Eukaryota; Metazoa; Chordata; Mammalia; Eulipotyphla; Soricidae
Gene: CTNNA1
Product: catenin alpha 1
Exons: 18
Coding region: 123-2843 (906 amino acids)
Biological process (GO): cell-cell adhesion; cell migration
Cellular component (GO): catenin complex; actin cytoskeleton; adherens junction
Molecular function (GO): beta-catenin binding; cadherin binding; structural molecule activity
Source: RefSeq, a predicted model, not a curated record